Cooperia oncophora is the source of this 252-nucleotide messenger RNA. The record is from the annotation of a GenBank genome assembly. NCBI's taxonomy places the organism in Eukaryota, Metazoa, Nematoda, Chromadorea, Rhabditida, Trichostrongylidae.
AUGCUUGAAUCAUGGUCCACGAUUACGCCGAGGAAAAAUCACAAGUGCGAAUGUCCUUACGCGGAUUGCAAGUGCAAGUUGUGCUUUCUCGUCGAGAAACGCCGCCAGCUGAACUCCCAACUCCAUGAUCUCGAAGUUAUCGAAUUGGAAUCGACAAAGCGGUCAGAUGACGACGACCAGCCACCGCCAUCAUCGCAUAGCGACGUUGAUCGUAUGGUCCGCGUUAAAGGAGGUGAGCAAAGUAUUUUAUAA